Messenger RNA from Gadus morhua (Atlantic cod), 2484 nucleotides. It is a transcript of the gene c16h19orf47, whose product is annotated as chromosome 16 C19orf47 homolog. The record is from RefSeq and is a predicted model, not a curated record. The transcript is spliced from 9 exons. Gene Ontology annotation, cellular component: nucleus. Lineage: Eukaryota; Metazoa; Chordata; Actinopteri; Gadiformes; Gadidae. The coding region runs from base 147 to 1379 and encodes 410 amino acids.
CUUACACUAAAAAUAACAGGUUGGGAUUCCUAAGAAGCUGGUCUAUAUUGCUCUCUAGUGGUCGACGACAGAUACAGCACCUUUCCUUUCCCGCCCACAGCGGAAAUUACGUCAGCAGACUUCCGGGACGCCACACAUUGAUAAACAUGGCGUCCGUGACAACAGCCACCUCCGAGUGGAUUCAGUUCUUCAGGGAGGCUGGGAUCCCUGCCGGGCUCGCUGUAACCUACGCCGUUUCCUUUGCGGACAACCGGAUCCAGAAGAACAUGCUGAUGGACUUGAGCAAGGAGAUCAUGAUGGACCUGGGCAUCACGGUCAUCGGAGACAUCAUCGCGAUCCUGAAGCAUGCUAAACUGGUCUACAGACAGGACAUGUGCAAGAUGGCCACUGAAGCCAUCACCUCAGGACAGACCAGCGUCCAGGCAGAACUCCGCCGGACAGCCCACACCCCCGCCACGCGUAUGAUCGCCAACGCCCUGAGCCGGGACUCGCCCCCCAGCACGCCCAACCGACGCCCGGACAACCGUCUCCCGGACAACCGCCUCCCGGACAACCGUCUCUCCGUCACCGUGUCCAACAAACAGGCCAGCAAGAGCGGGAAAACAGUCGUAACCCAGCCUGCGGACGAGGGGAAAGGCUUGCCUGCCGUGAAACGACGGCGUGUAACCGCGGAGAUGGAAGGCAAGUACAUCGUCAACAUGCCCAAGGGUACUACAGCGCGCACACGCCGCAUCUUGGCCCAGCAGGGGAGGAAAGGCUCCAAGCGGAUGUCUGUGUUCGAGCGGCUCGGCGCGGAGGCCAAGGCGGACGCGACCAACACCAGCGGCACCAAGCCCUCCGGGGUGUUCAGCCGUCUGGGUCGGGGGGGGGCCGAGGAGGCGGAGCCCCGUCCCGCUCCUGGCGGGGGGGGCUCGGCUAGCGCCAGCCAGGAGGAGGAGGAAGAGGAGGAGGAGGAGGAGGGGGAGGACAGCGACGGAGAGGGCUCCGUGCUGCAGUACGCCGGCGUCCUCAAGGCGAGCCGCGCCCCCGCCCCGCCCAAGAAGAAACAGGCCCCGCCCAAGGCCCCGCCCACCGCCAUGCGCCGCCUGGGGGGCAAGUUCAAGCACCCGGCCGGGGCCCCCCCGGCGGCCCCGUCCUCCACGGGGCCCCCGCCCAAGCUCAGCGUGCUGCGGCGGCUGGGGAAGCUCCCCGCCGCCGCCGCCGCCGCCGCGGGGCCCGACAUGCAGGACAACAGGGUGAGCAGCACCCGGCCGCGGCCCCUGGCCAGCCCCAAGGUGAGCAGCACCACGGCGGCCCCCCCGGCCGGCGACUGCCUGGGGGCCCAGAUGGACGCGGGCUCCGUGAGCGUCUUCAGGAGGCUGGGCUGCAAGAACACUUAGGGGCCCCCAGGGCCCCCCCCCCCAGAGGGAGCCUGACGGGGUUAUGUUUAGUAUUCUUACUGGUGAACCGUUCCCCCCCGGUCGUGGUGUCUGUGGCUUUGUGGUCAGGUCUUGUCGUUACUUUGAGCAGACGUCGGGGCGAUCUGGUGGCGUGUUUUCUUUGUUGACUGCCCAGCGCUGUUUGCGCGUCUUGUUCACUCCUGAAGCCGACUGAAGGAAGGUCACGUUGUGGCGCACACACUCGGCUUCACUAAAGGCUCCGGGGGUUCAUCACUCCAUCGCACACUCCUUCCUGGGUAUUUUAUGUUAGCGUUAUUAAGGCAUGGGCUUCCCGCUUAUGACGGGUUUAGCAUCCGAUGUACCGUAUAACUGAGUUUUGUUGUAGAAGAAGAUAAGGCUUCCUAGAAUGCGUUAUAAGGAAGACAGAAAUAUUUUUGUUUUUAAGCAGUACGACCCCCUCAGAGAAAACACGUUUUUCACUUUAUAUUAUAGUGCUCCUCUUACUCAAGUCCCCCCCCCCCCCCCUCCCCCUCCCCCCCACGCAGCGAGUUCAGGAGAAAGUAAAAAGCUUAAGUGGAAUGGUGCUGAUGAAAAGCGCUCAACGCGAAUGCCUCUGGACCUGAAAGAAACGACAUUCAGAAGAACCUGCGAGCACACUCGAAUAAGAGGACCCACCCGACAAGAACCACGGCACACCGUCCUCUGCGGCCGGAACACCGCAGCACAGCUCCCCCUAGCGGCCACUUUUCUACCCCGGUCCGCCCCUUUAUAAGAGCGGCUAACGAGGCCCGUAGACACGGUUUAUAUCCAUCAGGUUUAUACACUUUACAUGGUUUCACAGAGCAGGAACUUCACUCUCAAUUGUUGUGUAUAUUUUGUUAUUACUCCUUUAUUGUGUUUUGGGAGGACAGUACGGUAUCUGCGAAAAUGAUCCUUUAAAUCGACGUCUCCCCCGGACCAGAAGACCCUGGGCCGGGCCGACCGCAGCGUCAGAGCACGAGAUCACACCCGGACAUGUGUUGCUGUAACUUUCAACAAAAAAAAACAAGUCUGAAACAAUCGUGUACGUGAUGAUUCUGUUUAAGAGAAAGAUUUGAACACAAAA